AUGGCGCACGGUGUACACCUUGAAAUUGGUGCGUUAAAACAACUGGAAGAACUAAACCUUUCCAAGAAUCACCUUAAACGUCUGCCAAUUCAACUAAGCGAGUGUCAACGGCUACACGAACUCAAUCUCAGUGAUAAUGUCAAUAUCUGGCAUAUACCCGAACGAAUCUCUUACUUGCCGUCCCUACAAUCACUCUCAGCAGAUCGUUGCGCGCUCAUUUAUCUUCCGGUUGCGCUCUCCAAGUUUCUCAACCAUGUGCGCAUCUUUCACAACACUUCCAUUACACAUGUGCCUAUGAUUUACGAAAAGUUCUUCCAAACUUUCUAUGAUAAUCGUUCGAAAGCAACACCAAUGUCGGUGUCGCACGAUAGUUUCUUCUGGGUGUUAGAGAAAGAAACCAAUACCAGUUUAUUGCUACCUUUUGGAACCCGUCGUAUCUUUAGCGUACCAUCGCUGGACAACCAAGUAACGCUGUACGAUGACUGUAUUCGAGCGGUUCAAUAUCUGGGACGCUUUAUGCCCUUGUGGGAGAAUGUGGCGCUGAAGCAAAUGCUACCUGAAAAGUACAUUUAUGAUCAUAUAGUCAAUGGACCCACCGCUCGUUGUACGAUGUUCAAUUGCUCUAAUCCGCUGUAUACUACUUACUACUUUAUGGCUGUGAAAAGACGUGGUAGUACAUCGAAGCAAAUUUUUACCUGUUACUUUUGCUCAAAUCACUGUGCGAACUUAUGGCUGAUGGACAACGGGAAAAAGUAUUAUCAGCUGGACUGGGAGGUUUGUGAUCUUUAAAGCGUCUUAGUAAAAAAUAGAAGUCUAUGUAAAUAUUAAUUAAGGGAAAUAAAUUUAAGUAAACACAAUAAAUGUAUACAACAUUUCUCGUC
This is a messenger RNA of Rhagoletis zephyria (snowberry fruit fly), 881 nucleotides long. RefSeq lists its product as uncharacterized. Gene Ontology annotation, molecular function: protein binding. NCBI's taxonomy places the organism in Eukaryota, Metazoa, Arthropoda, Insecta, Diptera, Tephritidae. The record is from RefSeq and is a predicted model, not a curated record. Gene Ontology annotation, cellular component: cytoplasm.